Alligator mississippiensis (American alligator) is the source of this 12887-nucleotide messenger RNA. It is a transcript of the gene SLCO3A1, whose product is annotated as solute carrier organic anion transporter family member 3A1. Gene Ontology annotation, cellular component: membrane. The record is from RefSeq and is a predicted model, not a curated record. Gene Ontology annotation, molecular function: protein binding. Lineage: Eukaryota; Metazoa; Chordata; Crocodylia; Alligatoridae. Bases 177 to 2303 code for a protein of 708 amino acids. Gene Ontology annotation, biological process: transmembrane transport; prostaglandin transport; sodium-independent organic anion transport. The transcript has 10 exons.
UCCUCCCCCGCCCGGCGGCUGCAGUAGCAGCGGGAGGAGGCGGGCGAGGGGAGGCGGAGGCGGAGGCGGGCGCGGGCCAUGGCAGCAGCAGCGGCAGCAGCCCGCAGGAGCGGCGGCGGCGGCGGCGGGAGGCGGCGGUGAUCGCGCGGCUCCGCAGGGCGCGGGCGCGGGGCAGGAUGCCGGGCAAGCCGGCGCGGGGCAGCGCGGAGCCGGCGGGGGACGAGGCGCGGCGGCACAAGAAGAAGCGGAGGAAGGAGGCGGGCGCCGCGUCCUGCUUCUCCAGCAUCAAGAUCUUCCUGGUGUCCGAGUGCGCCCUCAUGCUGGCCCAGGGCACGGUGGGCGCCUACCUGGUGAGUGUUUUGACCACCUUGGAGCGACGAUUCAACCUUCAAAGUGCCGAUGUAGGCGUGAUCGCCAGCAGCUUUGAGAUUGGGAACUUGGCCCUCAUUCUCUUUGUGAGCUACUUUGGAGCCCGGGGACACAGGCCACGGUUGAUAGGGUGCGGAGGGAUCGUCAUGGCCCUGGGUGCCCUCCUGUCUGCACUGCCUGAGUUUCUGACCCACCAGUAUGAAUAUGAAUCUGGGGAAAUACGGUGGGGGGCCGAAGGGAGGGAUGUGUGUGCUGCCAAUGGGUCCACCAGCAACGAGGGACCAGACCCGGAUCUUAUCUGCAGGAAUAGGACUGCCACCAACAUGAUGUACUUGCUUCUCAUUGGAGCACAGGUCCUCCUAGGCAUUGGUGCUACUCCUGUACAGCCUCUAGGAGUUUCCUACAUCGAUGACCAUGUGAGACGGAAAGAUUCCUCCCUAUACAUAGGGAUCUUGUUUACGAUGCUGGUAUUCGGACCAGCCUGUGGAUUUAUCUUGGGCUCCUUCUGUACCAAAAUCUACGUGGAUGCUGUCUUCAUCGACACAAGUAAGCUGGACAUCACUCCCGACGACCCUCGGUGGAUCGGCGCAUGGUGGGGAGGCUUCCUGCUCUGUGGUGCCUUACUUUUCUUCUCAUCCCUCUUCAUGUUUGGAUUCCCGCAGUCCCUGUCCCCCCGGCCAGAGCAUACGGUAGAAAGCGAGCAAGCCAUGCUUCCCGAACAAGAAUACGAGAGGCCUAAGCCAAGCAAUGGAGUCCUGCGGCACCCGCUGGAGCCGGAUGACAGCACAACUUGCUUCCAGCAGCUGAGAGUGAUCCCCAAGGUAACAAAGCACUUACUUUCCAACCCUGUCUUCACCUGCAUCGUCCUGGCUGCCUGCAUGGAGAUUGCUGUUGUCGCUGGUUUUGCUGCCUUCCUGGGGAAAUACCUAGAGCAGCAGUUCAACCUCACCACUUCAUCAGCUAAUCAGCUCUUAGGCAUGACGGCAAUCCCAUGUGCAUGUCUGGGCAUAUUCUUGGGCGGUCUCCUGGUGAAGAAGCUCAGCCUGUCUGCACUCGGAGCCAUCAGGAUGGCCAUGCUAGUUAACCUGGUGUCCACAGCUUGUUACGUCUCGUUCCUCUUCCUGGGCUGUGACACAGGUCCUGUUGCUGGGGUUACUGUUCCCUAUGGAAACAACGCAACUCCGACCUCACCUUUGGACCCAUAUUCCCCCUGCAAUAACAACUGUGAAUGCCAAACCGAUUCCUUCACUCCAGUCUGUGGGGCAGACGGGAUCACGUACUUAUCCGCCUGCUUUGCUGGCUGCAACAGCACGAAUCUCACUGGCUGCGCAUGCCUCAGCUUGGUCCCAGCCGAGAACGCUACAGUCGUGCCCGGAAAAUGCCCGAGCCCUGGUUGCCAAGAAGCCUUCCUGACAUUCCUCUGCGUGAUGUGUGUUUGCAGCAUGAUUGGAGCCAUGGCACAGACACCGUCGGUUAUCAUACUGAUCAGAACCGUGAGCCCUGAACUGAAAUCCUAUGCUUUGGGGGUGCUCUUCCUGCUUCUCCGUCUGCUAGGUUUUAUCCCACCUCCUUUGAUCUUUGGGGCUGGAAUUGACUCAACAUGUCUGUUCUGGAGCACGUUUUGUGGCGAGCAAGGAGCUUGUGCACUGUAUGACAACGUUGUCUAUAGAUACCUGUAUGUUAGCAUUGCGAUAGCGCUGAAAUCUUUCGCGUUCAUCUUAUAUACAACCACCUGGCAGUGCUUGAGGAAAAACUAUAAGCGAUACAUCAAGAACCACGAAGGUGGGCUUAGCACUAGUGAGUUCUUUGCCUCUACUCUCACCCUAGACAAUCUGGGGCGGGACUCUGUGCCCCCAAACCAGUCACAUAGGACAAAAUUUAUCUAUAAUCUUGAAGAUCACGAAUGGUGUGAAAAUAUGGAGUCUGUUUUAUAGUGACUAAGGAUGGAUGAACUCUAUAUUAAUAAUAUAAGGGUCCUUUUUAUUAAAAAAAAGAGAGGAAAAAUUAAAAUAAAAAUAAAAAAAAACCCACAGGAAACUUUUUGUCCUUUUCUCAAAAUCAGACCUAGGUGAGAUUCAGAAUAUCGAAAUCUUUGAAUGGGAUCAUCUUUGAAAUCCUGCAGGAGUGAUGGAGAACACAUAAACCCAUGAUGGCUGGGUACCAGCCCCUUCAAUGAUGGUAUGAUCUUCCAGGAUGGAAACAGCUGCAAGGGCAUCAGUAGCUGCAAAUCCACUGUUUCAUUGGAGAGCUUGGUGGAUGGACCUUCUUGGGCACACGACUAGAAGAAGCAAGCGAACAAUGGCAAUUCCAAGAUAAGCAUUUGUGACACUGCAUGCUGUUCAGGAUAUAUGCAGCCCUGUCACCUUUGCAAUAUGGGCUAAAGGCUUAGCCAGUCUGGGUGCUGUUCAAACCUAGUGCACUCUCUCAGCAAUGUCAAAGAGGGAACAGUGCUGGAGUUAAUCAACUAUUUACACUCUGUCACCAGCCAUGAUUCCAUAUUAGAUACCUUGAAUGCUGCUGGAAACACUCCCGCCAGCUUACACCUGGUGGGCAAAGGUCUCAGUGCCCUUCCAGCAGUGGCCAACUCAUGGGUCUCAGAUUUUGGUCCUUUGUGAAUGGCUGGGCUCAGAUCUAUGAAACCCAGUGUAAAGGUCAAGUCAUUUGCUUACACUUGCCAAAAGCUCUGUCAUUUUUAGAAGGGGAUGCAUUCCAGAUAUUUUGUCUGUGUAAUCCUCUGAUGAGAGUUUUUUUAAACUAUUUUCAAAUCUAUGUUAACCCUUAAAUCACUGACGGUUUUCUAUAAGGGGAAUUUAUACCGAUUGCAUUAUUUUCCUGUUUCUUUUUCAGUACACCAAAAAUAUAAAUUUAUUCAAGGUUUUCAGUUAUCCCACUGCAUUUCUUUCAUGCCUUCAUUCUGGUGCACUGUAAUACCAUUGAGGACAUACAGUGUAUUAUAAAUGAGAAAGAGAGGGAAUGCACUGUGUCUGUAUAAAAAUAACUACUAGUUGGAGACUUCUAGGACAACACGAAGAUUUACAUAAUAAUUUUUUCAUAAUACAUGUGACUCAGUGAAUAUACAUAUGGAGAGACCCUUUGUUUAUGCUCUCUCCAGUUUUUAAAGGUCUGUAUAUAUGAUUUGCAAUUUAGAACUUGAAGGGGUGGGAGCGUUCUUUAAUGUUAAAGAGAGCGAGUGUGUACAUGUGUGCGUAUGAGUGGGGAGGAGGUGGGAGAGAACGUCUCCCUCCCAAUCUGCAACUCUUAUUUACAAUUUUUAUUUGCAUGAGAGGUCCCUUUGAUUUCAAUGGAGCAGCUUGUGUGAGUAAAGGUUGCAGAAUCUGGCCUCCUCUGGGCCAGAUUUUGCCCUUAGAUUUGCAUACAGGGUUCCUGUGAAAGGGUGAUAUUUUAAAAUAUGAUCAGAUGUGGCCACCAUUGAGUACUCUUUAAAAUCACACCUAGAUGUUUUGGGAGUUGCUAGCACAGACCUGGCAGGAGAAUUGGCUUAUAUGUGUGUGUAUAUAUAUAUAUAUAUAUAUAUAUAUAUAUAUAUAUGUGUGUGUGUGUGUGUGUGUGUGUGUGUGUGUGUGUGUGUGUACACACACACACACACACACACACAUAUAUACAUACAUACAUAUAUACACACACACACACACACAUAUAUAUAUGUGUGUGUGUGUGUGUGUGUGUAUACACACACACACACAAUCUAUAUGUAUUUUAAUUAGGCUUUUGUGCAAUGCCCACUGACCUCAAAGGCAAUCUUUCCACUGACUGCAGUGGGCAUUGAAUCAAGCUGUUUAUGGCAUGGUCUCUUUUUGUUUGGGACAUUCCUACUGUUAAGCAAUACAAUGUGGCUCCAUUUAAUGCAUUUUCCCCAACUACGACCUGAAAUGAGCCACCUUUCCAAUGUCAGAAGCAUUUUAAGGGUUAGCAUUGUUCAUGAAACCAGUUUUGCUUUGAUUUUGGUUUUUUUGUCUGUCUUUUUGAGGCUGUUGUAAGCCUGAAAACAAAGAAGUUACCUGGCACGUCCAACUCAACACUGGCUAUAGCUUUCCUGCAGUUCAAAGAGUGGCUGAUUUUCCCUGAGUCUUGUCCAUUGCUGGCAAUGGACACAUCGAACACUGCACAAUGAAACAGUAAGGUUAAACUGCCAGUUGUGCUCAGUACCUUUUCAGCAGACCUUGCUCAAAUCUAGGCAGUUAAGAGCUGGGAGUAAAAGACUUCUUCCAGUUGACUAACUUUACAUGUGCGUUUGUAAUUUAUGCACAGCAUUAAAUGAUGUUCAGCAACAAUAAGGGCAAAGACAAAAAAAGAAAAACACCCAGUCUAUCAAAUAAACUCCACUGUGCCAAAUACUUGACAAAUAUUGUAACUGUAGAUGCUUGAUCCUUGGCUUGGAGCCAUGUACAGAAUCACUUGAUAAAGGGAGGAGUUAACAAAAUGGAGCAUUAUACAGCUAUGCAGUGCCAUUGUUAUCUGUUGGGUGGUAAAUGAUGCUUUUUAAACCACAAUAUUUAGAUCAGUUUAGUAUAUCUUGUCUGGUAAAAUAGAAAUACUGCAUCCAUAAGACAAUGAAUUAAACAAAGGGGCCGGCUGCAUAACUGUCUCAUAAAAUAUGUAUAAUUGUCAAGUAUAAGCCUUUGAAAUAAUUCUGUACAGUUUUCCUCUUUUUGAAAAUUCAUUGCUUAUAGAUUGCUGUCUUUUCAAAUGUUAGCUCAUAAUUUUAUACUCUAUACACACGCACAGACACAAAUGUCACGGAGAAUAAUGUUUCUCGAAGCCUAAUUGCUUGAAAUUCUAUAAACCCUUUUUCAGUUUGCGUUUUUUUUGUUUUCCUCUGAAAGUGUGGGGGGAAUGAAAAUAAUAUCCUCGCAUGACACGCAACAAACUGAAAAGAGUUGUAGAGCUGUGGUUUGUCAGUAAUCUGAUGUAAAAUCAAAACGCUCCCUCUUCCCGGAGUUACAGAAAACAGCAUUCCAAAGCAUGAAGUGGCACUUCAUCUGCUUUUAUUUUAUUUUGAUGUCAUUUUAAUUUAUUCUGGUUUUUUGCAUUUACGCAGCCUGCCUGGGUGGAUUUUAUUAUUUUGAGGCUGCUUCUAAAAAUCUGGCAUGUUUGGUUUUUUCUGUUUCUUUUUUUUUUUUUUUUUUUUUGACAAGGCUGUGGUUUGAAAAGCAGGAGCAUUAGGAAGCCUCUGUUCCCAACGUUGUCAAGGUUGUCAGUGCACUUGGGGGAAAGCAUAGGAAAAGAGGGGAGGUGUUUAAAGCAAAACUUGCAAGCUAGAAACUCAGAGCAGUGUCAUUGCAGAUCUCAGAGUCCCCGACCCUGUUUGCUUGUUACUUAACUGCAAUUCUCGAGUAGCAGUCCCGAAACAUUUUCUUUCAGAACCUCACUUGCAGGACUAGCAUUUCAUUAAACCCCAUAAACCAGUAAGUUUGUGUGCUCACAGGUAACAGAGGUUUGGGAUUUAACCACAACCCCAGCUGCUCCUUGUGAACGUCCCCAUUCCCACUCUUAACCCACAAUGUGCACAUCUACAAGUGCAAUUAAUUCAAAGCAACUCACUCCAGCAUGUAUCAUGCUGGAAUUUAUUGCUCCCAGGUGCUGUGUUUGAAUGUGAGCCUGGGACUGCAACACAUUGAGCCAGGUCACCCUGGCUGGCAAGGGGUCCGGGGAGUCAAGCUGCUCCGACCCGGCUCAACGUGCUGCAGAGGGGCUGGCUGGGGCAUGAGGGUGCUCCAGUGCAGGGCUAGCCCCCAGGCAGCCCCCGUGCUGAAACACCCUCAUGCCCGAGCCAGCUCUGUCAGCAUCUCCAGGUGUGUUGCUGCACAUUAAAUAACACCACUGCAGGACAGUACUUGUAUUUACAAGUACUAUCCUACAGCGGUGUUCAUUAGUUUACUACGCUUUAAUAGGGCCACACGUGUAGAUGCAGAGACUUUACCGCAGAGCUAAUUAGUCAGCUCGUGUAGAUGCACCCAGAAAGAGAGAGCUAAACUGAGGUAGUUUACCCCUGAUUGAAACAGGGCCAAGCUGCCAUAGUUUUGCUUUCACUUACUGGGGAGAAAUUGUGAGCAUAUAGGGACAGUUACCGCAGAGCAGCUGAGAUGCACUAACUCCUUAAGCCUAGUUGCAGGCUUAGAGGAAUUAGGACGUCUAUGGAGCACACAUCCCCAUUCAUAGGGGCCAGGAUCCCACCUGGGGUUAUGACCCCUUGUUUGCAGACCGCUGUUGUAAAGCAGAGGGGAUCCUCUCAACGCCCCUUCUCUCCAGUGGAUUGCUGCCUUGCUUUUAUAGACAUUUCACUUCUAAUUCCAAGAAUGGCUUAACCUUACUAGGGAAGAAAGGACAAGGAUGGAUGGGGAAAGAUAUCCCAUGUGGCAGGAGAAAAGCAGAGGCAAGCCCCAAGCCAGGUCAGACUUCCUCCCAAUUCAGGGCUUUCACUGAAACUUAUCUCAGCAAAAAUGUGAUUCAGGAUCUUCCCCAACUGCUGGGUGGUGACAGUUUUUGAGCAGCACAGUGACAGUCUUCCAAGCGGGGUGCUCACCUCCUGGGGUGGUUUGCAGCGGUCCAGAGGACUUCUGAGAAAUGCUUUGUCCAGUUUAGGACCUGAUUCCUGAUUUUGUCCCACUCAGGCUGUAACUCAGAGGCAGCCCCAGUGAAAUCAAGGGGACCUCCAAUACCAAGUGAGUGCAAGUGAGAGCAGAGUCCAGUCCUUUAGUAGUUUGCCCUUUGGUCUCUUUGAACCAGAGAUGUCAUACUCACCCCAGGCUCCAGGCUGGAUCUGAUCCAUGGGGUCCGUAGCGGGCAAGAUCUGCAAGCCCAAUGGAGGUAUUCAUAGCAGUGCUGGCAGUGAGGCAAGCAGCCACAGGCCCAGGUGCCCACUUCCCAUGGCAGAUGGUGCAAGCCCUGGUAGACAAAACAGCCACAGGGCAAGCAGGACCAUGUCAGCACAGCCCUCGCUUGCCACCCCUACCACUGAAGCCAUGUCCAUCAGGGCACUAGGGGCCCAGGUUUUGUAGCAGCAUCUGCCCUCUGCUAGCCAUACCUCCAAAUUUUGUGUCCCAUCAGCAGCCUGGCAGGCCACUUGGGGUGGCUUCACAGGCUGGAUCUAGCCCAUGGGUUAGACAUUUGACACUCCUGCUUUAAAGUAGGGAUGGCCAGCCUGCAGCCUGCAUGCCACAAGCGGCUUGGACAGCCUCUGUGUGGCACGUGGUAGAUAGAGAAGUCACACCUCCAAGUUUCUGCCCCAGGUACUUGUGCAUCUCAGCAGAGCAAAGAAUAUUCUGGGGAAAGCAACAUAUUUCCAUUGAAAUUCCUUCCAAGUCUAGCGUCUUUCUCAUAUGCUGGUAGUGAUAGGUAUUUUAAAGUCACUGAAUUAUCUAGCCAACCCCUCCCCACUUCUUCCCUGUUCAAAGAAAAGGGCUGUUCACUGUUGUCCGGGAAGCCACAGUCUCCCAAGUCAUCACACAUUGGCUGCCAGUUCUGCCAUUAUUUGUCUGACUUGAGUAGGAACCUGACAGCCAGGAGAAGUCACGGUAUGCUUUAAAAAAAAUGAAACCAAUGGAGGGUUUGAGGAGUAGAUAUGGAAAUUGAGUUGUUGUAGAGUCUCUAAGUAGCUUGGGCCUGUAAAAGAAACUUCCUUUAAUAAAUUGAGGAGAAAAUUCCCUAUACAUGCACCCCUUCCCCCCCCCCCCCCCCCGAAUCCGUUUCAUUCUCAAUUAUUUUCAUUGACCGAAGGAACAUCGAAGCUCGGGCAUUUCACCCCCACCUCUGCUUUCUUCCCUGGGUAAGCAGGAAGACACAGCAAGCUCAAUUUAGCAAUCAGCACUGUCGUUCCAGGACAGACCCAGAAGCAGCCUCAGGGCUACUAACACAGCAAGCGGUGAAAUUCUAGCAGGAGACAGAUUCUGUUGCUGCUGCCACUGCUGCUGCUAGAAAAUAUUUCUCACAGCUGGGUCAGCUGGGCUUCUUAUUUCCUAUUGAGUCAGAUGGUCUAGGUGUGCAGUUUGCUUUCUCAAGUGGAAUGGGAAUCAGUGUUUAAGGCUCUUGUGCAAAUACCUCUUAAGACUGAUGUAAGAUCCCUUUUGUUCUCCUAUUUAGAGAGGUCUCCAGACAAACUCCCAUUCUGACUCUAAAACCAGCUAUGCUUUUAUAACCAUCUCUAAUUUUCUGACAGCCAUCUCUGUAGACAAAAGGCUUCCAACAUGUGCACCCCCCUUCUUCCUCUCGCUCAGUCAUGUGUGCAAAGUUCACACUGUUUUUUAUCAUAGGGCCCUUUAAAAGCCCUUCCUGGGAAUCCCAAAUGCUUUUGAUUUGAAUGAGGGGGAAGUAGCAGGGAUCUGUGAAUUUAUUCCAUUAUUCCACACUUGUCUCACGACCUACUCUUCCAUCAGCCCCUGGGCUCCAGUUCUGGUUUCCUUGUGACCAGACAGCAUCAGGCCCCUACUGUAUCCCCUUACUAAGACAAAGCCAAAAUGUAGUUCCUAAAGUAUGCAGGUGUUAGGAAGAAAAGAAAAGUGACUGUUCUUUGUGUAUUAGCUUGGGCUAAUUGUAUGGUGAGUCAGGCAGACUCAAGAAGAGAGGAAAUAACCAUAGGUGAAAGGACAAUAUCGAUUCUCAAAGGGCUUUUAGGGAAAGAAGAAUUGGUUGUCAUUGAUAUUCGACUGGAUAUGGGCACCUAUCUCAGCCCCUUUUCCAAACCUCAGCCUCUUGGCAUCUCCAGCUGCCCACCUGACUCUGUUCUCCUAUCCCAAUUUUCCACAAAUAUUUUUUGUAAUGUCCUGUUUGGGUCUCUUUAUCUAAUUGUGGGCAAUGCCUUCUCACCCACCCCUCCCUCUAAUAGCAUCAAAAGCACCAGUUAGGUAUAACAAGCCAGUAAUAUUUAAAGACAGCAGCACUGCCAUUGAAAAUUCCUUAGAGACGGGAGCAUCUCAUUUAGUUUAGUUCCAUCAGCUAUGCUGAAAACAUGAUGCCUUUUUUUUUCUGCUCUUACUACAUUUGUUACUUCCUGUAAGCAGCAAAUGACAUAUUUUUUUCUCUCCUUCUGCGGAGGUUUCCAGCAAAUAUAAAUCUUAAUUCAAUUGCUUCACUAGAAAAUAUUCCCAAAACAGGCUUUAGUCAUUGGGAGUAGUAGUCUUUGAAUGGUGUUACUUCAUAAAAUCCUUGGCUCUGGUCUUGUUUCCUGAGUUUAAAAGAGCAAGAGGAGGCUGUGUGAAUGAUGUGAAUGACAGGCUAAAUACCAAAUUCUUUUGCUUACAAUGAGUAAAAAGACGCAUGGCUUUCUUUGCCUUUGAUCCCAUUACCAGGUCUAAGCCGUGGGUGCUGUACUCAUGGGGUGGACAGAGUGGAUAUUAGAUCAGGGACCUUUCUGCAUGGAUCUUAUCCCGAGAUUGGGACCUUCACGUGUAUGUAGGGUAAAUACGGUUUUGCUUCUUGAAAUGUUCCAAACUCGUUUGCUUGCUGGAAUGGAUUGAUUUCAAGGAUCCAAUGUAUUUCAUAGCCUUUAGAGGGCUGUGCUAGCUCUCUUUUACUUUUCUACUUUUAAUUACAAAGGAAAGAGCAAACUGGAUGCUUAUCUUGCUGGGAUCCUAUGACCCCGGCUGACUUCCUGCCCUUUGGGCAGGGGCCUGGACUCGAUGAUCUUCCGAGGUGCCUUCCAGCCCUAAUGUCUAUGAAAUCUAUGAAAAGGGAACAUUAUGAAGAAAAAAUGCUGGUUGUCAAGUGGGCUAGAGCAGAGCACAGCUGGAAUGUGAAGGCUCCCUAUGGGAAGAAAAAUAUGAACUUUAUCCCAACAAUGGCUAGUGCUGGGCUGUUGUGCACAAAGUAGGCAUCCCUGGCAGAUGGCAAUUAGCAAUAAGAACCAGGCCAGAAAGAGCUGGACAAAUGAUUUAUGAUGCAUCAUUGGGCGAGUUUCCCCUUUUCUUCUCUUUGUGAGUUGUCUACCAGGAGUUUAAGGUUUCCCCAAUUUAUUUGCCAAGUAAUUUCUGCACAUAACCUUUAGGCUGGUGAUUGUUUUUGAACAAAUCCCUGAAAAUAGUCAACAUUCAGCCUGGGUUGGUUAGUUUGGAUUGCACAUAUGGCAUAUUUCUGAUGGCUCUAAUUUUACAACAAUCAAGUUAGAAGCACAGAUCAUGAAUAGUAGGUCAUGUCCUCACCUGGGGUAAAUCACUGUGGCCCCACGGAGCUAUGUCUGUUUAUGCAAACUGAUUAGCUGUCACUAAAAUUCCCUCUCCAGGAACAGUCUGGUAGUUGCUUAAAAUGCUUCAUUUCUGCAAACAUUCCUGCCAGCAGGUACCUCACCCAUUAGAAAAAAAACAAAAAGAAAAUACAGAAGGGGUAUGAGUACUUAGAAAGCAGAUUAGUAUGGGAAGUUAAGCAUUGAUGGAGAUUGUUUUGCAUUGGUUUGUACAGCUCUCAUAUCAGAACUGCAACAUCUAUUGAAUCACGGAAGUCAGAAUUAUACAAGACCUAAUAUAUUAUAGCCCAUCUUCCUAACCAUAUUGGCAACAAAGGGCACCUUUUCUCAGCACAUUCAUUUUUACCCAUCAAAAGAAUUACCCUGCCCUAAGUAUUGCCUCGCACACCUACUGGGGCAUUUACCUUUACGGCAGCCCACACGAGUGUUAUAUUUUUCGUGCCUCACAGUUUCACUAGUCUGAACUCCAGCGAAGAUCUAAGCCUUUGACUCAUUCCUGUCAUACCUGAAUGCUCUAAGACACCUUGUGGGCUUCUUGAUGUUUCCACCUGCCGCAUAGCCAUAUUGCAUCUUAGUCCCAAGCAUGUCCUAUCAUCCAUACCCAGCAAGUAUCUAGCCUAGAUCAGAGCUCAGCGGGAAAGUACUGUGGCCCUGGGACAAGGUAGCACUUAAAGGAAAAAAAAUCUCUUCUUUCUCUUUGGUGCAAUGUCCAAACACUUGGGGAGGGUGGGGGAGAGCUGUGACCUUUUUAAACCCAUAGUGCCUACCACUGAAAAUGGAACGCUGUAUUGUAUUAUAUUAUACGUGAUUACCAUCUAAAUAAAGUACAAUAAGUGUGGUGUUUGUAAGGUUUUUGAUACAAGUUUAAUGCAAUCCACAACAUUUCUUCCACUGCUAUAUAGGCUGGAAAUACCUUCCAGACCUGGGAAUAUCUAUGGUUGUGUGUGCUAGAAAUGCAUAAAAAGCAUUCAAUGAGAAAAUACUGCAUUUGGGUUUGAUUUUUUUAAAACUGUUUUGCUGUAUAUGUGAAAUACAAACACUACCUGACUUUCUACCAGGCAGGAGGGAUGUAACCAAUUUGCUACAAAGGAGAGCAGCUCUUGAAAGUUGGUUGUGGGUAGAACAAAUAGUACUUCCCAGGCAGCCCCAUUCACAUAAUGGGAGAAAAUGAUGUUAUAGUGUGUCUGAUUUCUCUUUGAUUCUCUUCUUUCUGCUGCGGUUGAAGGGGAGAUAUGUCACACCUGUGUGCCGUCAUUAUUCUCAGUCCCUGAAAUCCUCUAGGAAUAGACUCAGAGCUUUAUGGUUUGAGCAGACAGGAAACACACUUUCCUGGUCCAGAUUCAGCCAGCCGGUACCUCUGAGGCUCUGGAAUUUCUUUCAGAUUUUUAUGCAGGAACUCUACCCUCUACCUAGUCCCCUCCUCCUCUUUUACUCCAUGGUGCGGUGAGGGGAACCCAAGUACUAGCAUGUUGAGAUGCAGAAGCUAUGCCUCACUAAUAAGCAUGUUUGCCCAUCUUUGCACCUUCCAAAUCCUGAGAUCUCUCACUUGAAAACAUCUUGCCAUUCGUUGCAAGUUCAAGACUUCUCCAGCAAAUGUUUGGUGCCACUGUUCAAAGGAAUGAGCCCAUCCUUGGGUAAGGGUAUGAAGUCUUCAUGCAGAUUUCCCCAUCAAAGCCCAUGAGACACUUCCAUGUAGGUCAUCCUAUUAAGCAUCUCAUCUAGAUUCCCUAUGUCCAGCACAUUUCCCCAUAGCUAUGCUGUCCAUGCCAGACUGGCCAAUGGAGUUUGUCCUGCUCACAAAAAUAAGUCAGCCUUCUGUCUAGAUCAUUUCCACUUAGAAACCUAUGUAUAUGCCACCCUUGUAUACGAGUGUGCAAGAACCUCCCCACCUAGGACACUUCCACUUCUAUUUCUGAGAGCUCAAGUCACAAGCAACCCGCAGCGUCUUGCCAUAGACCCCGAGUCAAAAUGCCCCUGCUCCCGCCUUGAGCUGCAUGUUGCUAAUCCUUUCCUGUUGUGCUCAACAAGAAGGGUUCCUCCAAAAGUCCUUUGAAACUUGCUGUCUUGACUGGCUAUGGUUCUGAAGGCUUUUAGCAGCACUUCCAAAAUAAAUCAAAGCCUGGUUUGGAAACGAAAAUGUCUCACUGUACAACUGAUUAAAGAAAAGAAAAGAACAAGAAACCACAUGCUCGAUAUAUUUUGAGUACUGCAUUCAGUAUUUUUGCAGCUUAUAUUUUCCAGAUGAGCAGUUUAGAAAUAUGUGAUGUGAAAUACAUACUGUAAGUUUGCUGUAAAUGAUAUUAAAAGCACUAUUUUCAUUCUU